AACUAGGUGAGCCAUUGCGAAUAGAAACUAUUUUUUAUGCUAUACUAAUUUUGACACUUAGAUGACACUUUAAAAACUACAAAAUUACUUAUAAAAAAUUCUUCACAAUUUCACUGUUUUUCUCAUAAAUCUUAAAGCGAACUGAACGUCCUUUUUCGAAGUGAUGGUGCAUCAAUUAGAUCGUGCUGCUAUCCAAUUAUUAGACAAUGAAUUCUACAAACAGGUGUACAUAUUUGGUCGGACCAUAGAAAAUUUAAAAUCCUACGAAGAAGAUCUAGCUUUCGAUUGGCUCAAUAAACUAAUUAUCGUUACUGAUAAUGUUGAAGAAGUUCGCUUAAGAAAUGAUUUCAUGCAUUACCUGGUGAAAAGUUGUAUAAACGGCCAAUUGGAUCCGCCAUUCGAUGAGAAGCCACCAUCCAAGGGAUCUUUUUUGUCUAUGUCAAAACUAUUGCCAAAGAAGACGAGGUCAUGCACUAGGUUCGGAAAACAUGAAUCGAAAAAGGCCGCUCAGAUUGAAAACCGAACGAAAAAUAUUGUCAGCAAGAUUUGGCAUUAGCUCACAUAUUCAAGUUUGAACUACGUUAAAAAAAGGCAAAGUAUAAUGUUUAGGGCAUUUGACAUUGACUUAUGUUUUGAGUUUAUACAAUGGUCAACAGAGAAAUUAAACGAUCAGAAAUAACAGGAA
Messenger RNA from Hermetia illucens (black soldier fly), 685 nucleotides. RefSeq lists its product as uncharacterized. The record is from RefSeq and is a predicted model, not a curated record. The transcript is spliced from 2 exons. Lineage: Eukaryota; Metazoa; Arthropoda; Insecta; Diptera; Stratiomyidae. Bases 164 to 556 code for a protein of 130 amino acids.